AUGCAGGACAAGACCUAUCAGUCUGUGAUGUACGGAGAUGAUGCUACACAGAUUUCUGACAAAAUAUUUGAGUGGGCUCUACAAGGUGACUCGGCAGCGUUGGAAAAGCACUCAGCCCACCUGGGUGUCCGUGACCAUGCCAAUGCCAGCCCUCUGCACUAUGCCACCUCACACGGGCACAUUAGCACCAUACAGCUCAUUGUGCAGUUGACUGGUCCAGAUGAACUGAGUGCCAGUGAUGAGGAGGGCAACACGUCAUUACACUGGGCUGUGCAGAAGACCCAGAGAGAGAGCUGUGCUUGCCUUCUGGACCUGGGAGCCAACCCGAACAUCCUCAACCGCCGCCUCAUGUCUCCCCUACACAUGGCUGUCAGCCUCGGACACAACACUCUCAUCGAGCUAUUACUGUCUCACAGCAACACGGAUGCCAACUUGGAGGGAGAAUUGGGGAACACACCUGUAAUGUUGGCCUGCUGUGUUGAUAACCAUGAAGCUCUCCAUCUACUUUUUAAAUAUGGAGCCAGACUAUGUCAACAGAACAAGCUGGGGCAUUAUCCCAUUCACGCAGCAGCCUUUGCAGGGGCCAAAAAAUCAAUGCAGGUGGUUCUUCAGAAAGGUGAGGAAAUAGGUUACUCAAUUGAAACGCACAUCAACUAUGUGGACAAAUCAUUCAGUACUCCUCUUCAUCUGGCCGUCCGUGGAGGCAACCUGGAGGUGAUCAAACUCUGCAUAGAACAGGGAGCUAAAAUGGACCAACAACAGUGUGACAAAUCCACAGCCCUCCACUUUGCCUGCACCCAGGGAGCAACCGAGGCCGUCAAACUCAUGCUAUCAGCACAUGAUAGAGUCGGUGAUGUCAUCAAUCUCACAGAUGGCGCUUGCCAAACCCCACUGCAUAAGACAACAAUAUUUGACCAUGUUGAAUUGGCUGAAUACCUAAUUUCAAAGAGCGGAGACAUUAAUGCCAUUGACUGUAAGGGUCAUACCCCACUGCUUUUGGCAACAAGUUGUAGCGCAUGGAAAACAGUGAGCCUUCUUCUUACACAUGGGGCUAAUUUGAAAAUAAAAGACAAACAUGGCUGCAAUUUCCUUCACCUUGCCAUCUUGCAGCCUAAAGGUCUGACAAACCUUCCUCCAGAAUUCUUAAAGUGCAGCAGUGUGAGAGAGCUCCUGGAUGCAGAGGACAAUGAGGGUUGUACUCCCAUGCACUAUGCCUGCAGACUGGGCAUUCCAGAGUCAGUGAAGAACAUGCUCAGACUGAACGUCUCACUGGACCAGAAGUCUAAGCAGAAGAAAUCUGCACUGCAUUUCGCAGCCGAGUAUGGGAGGAUAAACACCUGCCACAGACUCCUGGAGAGCAUGACCAACACCAGACUGCUGAAUGAGGGAGAUGAGAGGGGAAUGACUCCCCUCCACCUGGCUUCCCGUGGCGGCCAUGUUAUAGUGGUGGACCUGCUGCUGCGGAAAGGAGCGCUGUUCCACAGUGAUUAUAAAGGUUGGACAUGUCUACAUCACGCUGCAGCAGAGGGAUAUACCCAGACCAUUAUCAUACUCCUGGCAUCAAAUAUCAAACUGCUGGACAAAACAGAUGAAGACAGGAACACAGCGUUACAUCUGGCUGCCAGAGAGGGCCAUGCGGCUGCAGUGACACUGCUCCUGGACAGAGGGGCGCAGAUAACGCUCAACAAGAGUGAUGCCUCCUUCCUCCACGAAGCUGUUCUCAACGGCAGGAAGGACGCAGCCAUCGCUGUCAUCCACAAUGAGAGAUGUGCUGAGGCUAUGCUAUUGUUCAAAGUGAAGUCAACUAAGCGAUGCGUUGUCAUGGACAUGAUAGAGUUCCUGCCAGAGUCAUUCAAGCAUCUUUUGGACACUUGUGUAAAGGAGUCAGAUGAUGACAUAAAUAGUACCAACUACUCUAUCGAGUACACUUUCAGAUGGCUACAAGCUCCCAUGCAUGUCAUUAAGCUUGCAAAAGCAGACAAAAGCUUCGACUUCCAGCCUCUCACUGCUCUGAAUUACAUGGUGAAAUUUAACCGCAUAGAGCUUUUGACCCAUCCUGUCUGCAAGAAGUAUCUGGAAAUGAAAUGGAAUGCCUAUGGUAUGAAAGUGCACCUGCUAAAUCUGGCCAUCUACUCACUUGGUCUGGGGCCUCUGACACACAUCAUUCAUACUCUGAAGCCUAUCCUCAACACCAAUGUCACCAAUACCACGUCACCAUCAUCAUCAUCAUCAUCAUCCGUCGGCAUGGUGACCACAUCCUUUGACGAGCAAUGCUACAUAAUCACCACAUGCAUGUUCCUGAUUCUUGCCAUGAGUCUGUACGCAGUUGGCAAGGAGCUUGUGCAGAUAGUUCAGCAGGGUUCAAAGUACUUCUGUGAUGUGACCAAUGCAUUGGACUGGGGUGCUGCCAUCAGUACGCUGCUGUUUGUGAUCCCUUUACUGAUGGACCUGAAGGACACAUGGCAUUGGGAGGCUGGUGUGGUGGCAGUUCUUCUAUCCUGGAUCAACUUUCUCCUCUAUUUCCAACGGUUUGAACGUGUUGGGAUCUACGUGGUGAUGUUUUUAGAGAUUGCAAAAACUCUUAUAAGCAUCAUUGUACUCUUCUUCUUCCUGCUGCUGGCAUUUGCCUUGGCCUUCUAUGCCCUGAUGCUAGAUCAUGUAUCUAGCAUACCGCUAGUAAUCAUGCAAACAUUUGUCAUGAUGGCUGGAGAACUCAACUACCAAGAAAAUGUCCUGAAGCCAUUUCUGGGAGGGAUUCUGCCUUUCCCAUAUUUGACCUACUGCAUUUUUGUUAUGUUCACCUUUGCUGUGCCCAUUCUCCUCAUUAACCUAAUGAUUGGCUUGGCUGUUGGUGACAUAGCAGAGGUACAGGCGAAUGCUGAGCUGAAGCAAAUUGGAAUGCAGAUUGAGCUUCACACUAGUCUGGAAGAGAAAAUGCCAUACUGGUUAAUGAAGAGGGUUGAUCAGAUCUCGCUCACUGAGUACCCUAACAGAGCCUGUGACGGAAAGAGAGAAAUGUUAUUUUCAAUGCUGGGUAUGGGGCAUGAGAGAACCACCCUCAACCUCACCUCCCAUCCACCUACACUUAUGGAACAGGAAAUCAGUAAACAGAAGUACAGGUUGAAGGAAAUGUCUAAUAUUAUUGAGAAGCAGCACAACCUUCUGAAGCUGAUCGUUCAGAAGAUGGAGAUCAGUUCAGAGGCAGAAGAGCACGACGGUCCUCAGCUGUUCCAGGGCUACAGGGACAAGCCCCUCCCCUGUCAGAGCAAAUGGAACCCUCUACUGAGGGCACUGGCAGCCAGGAAGUAACAACAACACAUAUAUUAUCAUCAGCAUCCUACUAAAUGUACUGUACACAAAACCCGGGGUACGAUUAAGAAGGAAUGUCGGGGUAUGGUAUCACCAUUGUUAACAAAAGAAGACUUGGUGCAUCCUCCUUGAUUUUGACUAUUAUUAAUACACAUAACCCCC
Molecule: messenger RNA, 3471 nt
Organism: Salvelinus namaycush (lake trout)
Lineage: Eukaryota; Metazoa; Chordata; Actinopteri; Salmoniformes; Salmonidae
Product: transient receptor potential cation channel subfamily A member 1-like
Exons: 27
Coding region: 1-3309 (1102 amino acids)
Biological process (GO): monoatomic ion transport; transmembrane transport
Cellular component (GO): membrane
Molecular function (GO): protein binding; monoatomic ion channel activity
Source: RefSeq, a predicted model, not a curated record